This is a messenger RNA of Morchella importuna, 1860 nucleotides long. RefSeq lists its product as uncharacterized. Gene Ontology annotation, biological process: rRNA base methylation. The transcript has 3 exons. The record is from RefSeq and is a predicted model, not a curated record. Bases 1 to 1860 code for a protein of 619 amino acids. NCBI's taxonomy places the organism in Eukaryota, Fungi, Ascomycota, Pezizomycetes, Pezizales, Morchellaceae. Gene Ontology annotation, molecular function: methyltransferase activity. Gene Ontology annotation, cellular component: nucleolus.
AUGUCUCUCUACAUCGAGGCAGCACGAAUCAUCCAGCGCCCACGCUAUGGCGGCCUCCGCGGCGCAGUCUUCUCAGACGCCUCGGUCAAGUCCCGCCCCGAGCAGCUGUACGCACUGAUCAUUGAAACCCUCAAGCACCAGGAGAUCAUCAACGAGGUCCUCGACAAGUCCGGGCUGCUCGAGAUUGAGAAGAAACUCACGCACGCCCUCGCCCUCGUCCUCGUCCAUGACUUCCUCUUCAACAAAGGCGGCAUCGCCACCUCCACGGGCCCACUCAAAGAGUCCAUCCUGCGGCACAAGUCCCGCCUCACCUCCGAAUUCACGCGCGCCCGCCUCCGCCGCGGCUACUCCACCACAGCCGCCCUCCUCGCCGCCGCAAACGCAACGUCAAUGCGCUUCCCGCGCUGGGUCCGCGUCAACACGCUCAAGACCACCGUUGCGGACGUUCUUGCCCGCCACUUCAGCGACCACAAGCCCGUGCGCCUGUUUGAGGAGCUCUUGAGCGAGGAUAUGACGCGGAAGACGGUCUAUGUCGACGAGUUUGUACCGGGCCUGCUCGGCUUCCCGGCGAGUACGGAGCUCAUCGGACAUGCACUCGUCGCAGACGGGACGCUGUUUAUGCAGGACCGCGCAUCGUGUUUUCCGGCUGCGCUGCUGGCGCCGCCGGAGGGGGCGGUGGUGGUGGAUGGGACGGCGGCGCCCGGGAAUAAGACGACGCAUUUGGCGGCGAUUGUGGGCAAGGGCGGGAGGGUGCUUGCGUUUGAGAAGGACCCGAAGCGGGCAAAGACGCUGGAGAUGAUGGUGGGGAAGGCGGGCGCGGAGAAGAUCGUUGAGGUGCGCGCGGGGGCUGACUUCCUGUUGUCGGAUCCGUGGAGCGAGACGGAGAAGAAGAGACUCGCAAAGGUGUCGCAUAUACUGCUGGACCCGAGCUGCAGCGGCAGCGGCAUCGUCGAGCGGAACGAGUACUCGUACAUACCAAAGACCGCCGCCCCACCACCCGCCCCAACUAGCCGCGCAGGUAAGGCGAAGAAGCGCAAAGGCGGCGAAAAGGAAGAAACACCGUUCGUCAAGCCGCUCUCCAAGAAGGAAGAAGAAGAAGUCGCAAAACAGGCCGAGGCAGAAGAGGAGCGCCUCCGCUCCCUGUCAACCUUCCAGACGCGCAUCAUCAAGCACGCCAUGCGCUACCCGGGCGCGCGCUACAUCAGCUACAGCACGUGCUCUGUGCACUCACAGGAGAACGAGCAGGUUGUCAUGGCGGUGCUCAGCUCGGAGGUUGCGAAGCAGCGGGGGUGGAGAGUGCAGAAGAGGGAGGAGACGGGGUUCCGGCAUUGGCCAAGGAGGGGGCUGGUGGAGGAGUGUGGUGGGGAUGAGGAGAUUGCGGGCGGGUGUGUGAGGUUUGAUCCGUGGGCGGAUGGCGGGAUUGGGUUUUUUGUGGUGCUGUUUGUGAGGGAUGGGAGUGUGGAUGGGUAUGUGCAUGUUGAGGAGGAUGAGGCGGAGGAGGCGGAGGAGGAGGAGGAGGAGGAGGAGGAGGAGGAGUGGGGGGAAGUUUGGGGAGGGGGGUGGAGGGGCGAGGAAGGCGAGGAAGAAGGAAGGGGCGGGGUCGGGGUCGGGGGCCGGCGCGGGGGCCGGCGCGGCGAAGAGGAAGAGACCUGUUGGGGAGAGGGAGGGGAAGGGGGGAAGGCGAGGAAGGUGGUGGAGUCUGCGGGGGGCGUGAAGGAGGCCGCGGGGGGGGGGAAGAAGAAGGAGGAGGUCACGGGCGGAGGGAAGGAGGAAGAGGCCACGGGGAAAGGGAAGAAGGGGAAGGGGCCGCAGGAGAAGAUGAUUCGCCCGAGACGACUGAUGGGGGCGGGGAAGAAGUAG